CCUAACUGCAUACCCUAUUAUAAGAACAAGAAAUAUCCCUCCAUUUUUGCAUACCGAUGAGAAAAAUCCCUAAUAGUAAAUACAAGAAAAAAAAAAAUGUUCAGGAACGCCAUGAUUCCUCUCGUCCUUGUUUGCUGCUGCUUCUUUUGGAAGGUUGAGUCUCAAGCUAAGAUUGCAUCAGCUUUAUACACAUUUGGAGACUCGACUGUUGUUUCUUGGAACGAUGUUAUCCUAAACACGCCUGGAAAAGCAAAUUAUGCACCUUAUGGCAUUGAUUUUCCUGCUCGUCCCAAUGCCAGGGUCACGAAUGGUGCUACCAUCAGUGAUUUCUUUGCUCAAUGGCUUGGAAUACAAAGCCCCCCUUCAUUCUUGAGUAUCAAUCCUAAAACAAGCAAGUUCUCCGAGGGUUUUAACUAUGCAUCUGGCUCGGCCGGAAUCCGUUCCGAGACUGGCACUGCUGAUCCUGGAGUUGUAAACUUGAGCAUGGAGAAACAAAUAGAGUUGUUCAGAAAGACAGUUCAAGAAUAUUUGCCAAGGCUUUUUAGCAAUGAAGCCGAGAUCCGAAACCACCUGUCAAAGUCUAUUUUUCUGGUUGUUGUAGGCAGCAACGAUUAUUCUCUCAAUUAUCUUUCAAGUCAAUACAAUACCAGUCGCAUUCUCAAUAUGGUACAAUUCGCUGAUUCCCUUGUGUACUAUCUCCAAACACAAUUACAGGAUUUGUUCUCGUUAGGAGCAAGAAAGUUUGUAGUGUUUGAGAUAGAGCCAAUAGGUUGUAAACCAGCUUUCCUCCAAACAGUAAAUUCCAAGGCACAAUGCGCAGAGAAAGUGAAUUCCUACAUAGCUUCUUACAAUCACAAGCUUGGUGUUAUGGUUCGAAGUAUGGGACUUAGAAACACAACAUUCGUUCUGGCCAAGAGGUACCAAUUCAUGAACGAUUUGAUGGCAAAUCCAACUCGUUAUGGUCUUAAAGAUUCAGUAAACCCAUGUUGUGCCGUUUCAAAAUCAGGGCUGUGCAUUCCAAAUAAAGCUCCCUGCCAAGACAGGAACUCGUAUGUCUUUUUUGAUGCAAAUCACCCAACUGAAGCAGUAUACAAGACAAUUGCUGAACAAUGUUUUAAGGGUACUGAUCAAUGUGUUCCAAUUAACGUCCAAGAACUUGCAAAGAGAUGAUGAAGAUAUUGUUCUCUCAAGAUUAACUAAAGUUUAUCUACGUGCAUGUUCUGUUCUCCCUCUCCUUUGUUAAUAUUAAUAUCUUUACCUCCAAAACUUGCUCGAUCGAGCACCUUGAUCUUCUCUCUCUCUCACUCUUUUCUAAGCAGUAAUGGGAAAUCCCACAAGUUUUGCUUUGA
This is a messenger RNA of Juglans regia (Persian walnut), 1349 nucleotides long. RefSeq names its product GDSL esterase/lipase 7-like. Gene Ontology annotation, molecular function: hydrolase activity, acting on ester bonds. Lineage: Eukaryota; Viridiplantae; Streptophyta; Magnoliopsida; Fagales; Juglandaceae. The transcript is spliced from 5 exons. The record is from RefSeq and is a predicted model, not a curated record. The coding region runs from base 97 to 1170 and encodes 357 amino acids.